Molecule: messenger RNA, 4303 nt
Organism: Magnolia sinica
Lineage: Eukaryota; Viridiplantae; Streptophyta; Magnoliopsida; Magnoliales; Magnoliaceae
Product: putative E3 ubiquitin-protein ligase LIN-2
Exons: 10
Coding region: 341-4024 (1227 amino acids)
Biological process (GO): protein ubiquitination
Molecular function (GO): ubiquitin-protein transferase activity
Source: RefSeq, a predicted model, not a curated record
AUAUAUAUAUAUAUAUAAAAUGGCGUUCCUCUCCAAAAUUAUUCCAUCAUCCCAUCGCUUUCUCCAAAUUACUCCGUCACCCCGUUGCUCUCUUCGAAUCUCAAACCUUGUCUCUGUUCACCUCUUCCGAACCCUAGAUCCCCGACUCGGAUCGCGAAAACGAGCUCGAAAAGAGGAGAAACGGUGUUUCCGGAGGAAUUUCUUGCAGAUAAACGGUGGUGUUUGGGGGGAGGAAAUUCACGUGCAAGUGACUGACAGCUGAAAGUCACCAGCAAAAUACACAUCCGGAGGAGUUCCUUGAGAGGGAAAGAUUGCUGGAAAGGGUUCAAAAGGUGCAGAAAUGGAGUCUCUGGAGGAGCUGCUUGCAGAAGAAGGCUUUAAAGGAGGGAAAAUGAAGUGGCGGUCAAGAAAUUCUUUCAAAUCUGAUACCACGACUAUGCAGAAAGUUGUGAGUAUGCCACAGCACCUUCAUCACGAGCAGAAUCAUUUAGUUUCUGCUCCACCAGAUAUUCCGGUUAGGACGAGGAGGGUCAGAUCUGAUGUUUCCUGGCAUGUGUCAGGACUCGAGUUGCAAAAGAAUGAGGGAGUUAGAGACAGGAGAUCUAGUAAUAACAUGCUUGAAAUUGAGAGGUUGGUUGUCAAACCCGAUAAAGAUGCACAGGAGAUUGAGAUAGUCGAAGAAACAGAUUCCACUGCAAUGCGCGAAUAUGAGAAAUUUAGUUUUGGAGAUUCUGACAAAUUGCAGGAAAACUUGAGGUAUGAAGUGGGAAAAAAGAAUGGAUCCAAGGAAACCAGGAUUUUCAAUGAUCAAAAUUUGGCUGGCGUAAAAGAAAAUGCAAGCUCUAAAGAGAGGUUUUCGAAAGAGUUUCUGGAAAAUGACAGAUUGAGUGAUGGAUACGGUAACGACUUUCACGAAAAUGAGAGAAAUGAAGUAAGUGGGAGGGGUUUACUGGAAGAUGGGAGAUAUGGAAACAGAUCGUCGAAGCCUCUGCUGGAAAAAAUGAACUUGAACAAUGCUUCUCGAAAUAGUUCACAGAGCAGUAAAAACUCAGGUGAUCUUCAGAGUCAAAGGUGUCUAAGUCUCGACCAAAUAGUUUCUGAACCUGCACUCGAUGAAGCUGCUGUCCAAGCCAUGAUUUCAAUCUUAAGCAAUUACGUCAGACGUUUUCCGAAAGAUCAAACUUUCCGAACAUCACUUCGCCAGAAUUGUUUGUCAUGCCUAAGCUCCACUGGAUUGGAUGAACCCCAUCAUAAUGAUAGUGGAGCGAUCGUUAAUUUCGGACAUGCAGUCGAAACAGUGGAAAGAGUCGCUGAUAAAUCAGGGAAUCCAAUGGAAUUGAAGAAAGCUUCUUUACAGCUGAGUGUCAUUGCAGGCUUAAAUUCAAAGGGCUUGAAAGAUGGCUUUACUUCUGGAAUUUCCAAUUCACAUUUGGCAGCUUGUGCCCAUCUCUACCUUAGCGUUAUUUAUAAGCUCCGAAAGAAAGAUUUGAUUUCCGCAAAGCAUCUUCUACAGGUUUUCUGUGAUUCACCCUUUCAAGCACGGAAGAGUUUGUUACCAGAGCUGUGGGGCCAACUUUUCCUUCCUCAUCUUUCACAUUUGCGGCUGUGGUUCAACCAAGAAGCUGAGGCCAUAUUGAACUCCUCAAGUAGGCCAAGGAAAAUGAAGCAUCUUGAGAAAGCAUAUAAUGAAAUAGUGGAUAGUGGUACCUACCAGUUUGCAGUUUAUUACAAGGAGUGGCUUACGAAAGGAAUUGGAGCUCCCACCAUUCCAUCCAUCCUUACCCCUACAACUUCUGUCCGUGGAGCUUCAGCAGGAGAUUCACAUGGACUUCCUCCAGAGCUACAACCUAGUAAAGUUGGUUAUGCUUCUUUUCAGCCAAUGACCAGCAAAAGACUGCGUGAAGCUGUUGAUGUCCCUUAUAAUAAAUAUGGGGCCGAUGAAGUGAAGGAUGGAGAGGCGGAGGAGAGCUUCAGUACCUGUUUGAAAAGUUUAGAUGGUGCUUCUGAAGAAUUUGAAGGAGCAGGGUCUUGCUAUACUGAACCAGGAACUAACACAGAACAACAUAUGCAACAAGAGCAUUGCAAAGAUACGGCGGAGGAUGCAUCUAUUCAAGAUUUGGCACCUGAAAAUGCAUCGGGAUCACAUUAUGUGGCGGUUCAAGAUGUUAAAGAACUCCAGGAAGAAAGCAGCAAUGCACUGAAUGCAUCAGGAUCACAUUGUGUGGCGGUUCAAGAUGUUAACGAACUCCAGGAAGAAAGCAGGAAUGUACUGAACAUCACAGGGACAGCCACCAUACUACAUCUAAUUUCACAUACAAAAGCAAAUGAGCUUACUCUUAAGAAGCUAGCAAAAGCUGUUUUCCACCUGCAGCAUACUGAGGAUUCCCCAGAUUCUGUAUCUGCUACUAUGCUGCAUUCGAAGUGCAUGCCGGUGCCCUAUUUGUAUACCAAUCAGAGCAACAAAAGAUCUUGUAUGGAGUGCAAGCACGAGAAAAUUGCAUCGACCUCCGAAACAUUGAAUAUUGAUUUACCUGUAACAAGCUCUAGUGCAGGGCUGCAUGGAAAUUAUGAAUAUUUUGAAGAAACUUCUUUCUUCUCUAGCAUUCCCAAGGAUUUCUUCUGCCCUUUAACACGUCGGUUGUUUGAAGAUCCCAUCACGCUAGAGACUGGUCAGACCUAUGAGCGAUUGGCCAUUAAGGAAUGGUUCAAUCGAGGCAGCAGAACAUGCCCAGUGACUGGGCAGACACUGGGAUCUGUAGCAGUUCCAUCUACUAAUUUUGUCUUGAAGCGUGUUAUUGAUGGAUGGAAAUCUGAACACUGUAGAAAUCUCUUGGUCUUUGCCACUCACAUAGCAGGUGUUUCAACUAAACACAACUGUAGAUCAAAGGAGACUGCAGCUAUGUUCAUAUUAGAGCAGCUCCUCACAAGCUUAAACACAGAGGAAAGUAUGGAGAAUGCUAAACUGCUUAUCUCUUUGGGAGGCUUGCAGUUUCUUGUUCGGAGGCUUGAAUUGGGCAACAUGGAAGAAAAAACCUGCACCGCCACACUAUUGUCCUGUUGCAUUAAGGCCGAUGGCAGUUGUAGAAAUUACCUAGUGAGAAACAUAGACAUAUCAUGUCUUAUUCAGCUCCUGCACAACAAACAAGUUAAUUCACGGACAAAUGUGGUGUUGUUGUUGACUGAACUGAUUUGCCUUAACAGGAGGACAGCGAUCACUUUACUCCUGAGAGGUAUGCGGAAAGAGGGAAUCACGAAUACACUGCAUGUUCUGCUUGUGUAUAUCCAGAGCUGUCCACCUGAGCAAAGACCUCUGGUCGCUGUACUUCUCUUGCAUUUGGAUUUUAUGAUAGAGCCCAUAAGGCAUGAUAGUAUCUACGCAGAAGCAGCAGUAAAUGCACUUAUAGUGGCUCUGGACUGCAGUUUAACUGAUGAGAAAGUCCAAGAACAGUCUUGCAAAGCUCUUCUUAUCUUGGGUGGCCAUUUUUCAUACUCCGGAGAGAGAUUGACAGAGACUUGGCUACUAAACCAGGCAGGAUUCUAUGAUGGUUAUGAUGCCAACUCUCCAGAAAAUCCCCCCCAAGAGGAUGGAACCAUGCCAUCGGAGGAAGAAAAAGAAAGCGAACUGUGGGCAAAGAACAUCGCGGCUUCGCUGCUCCAUAAUGGAAAGAUGUCAUUCCUGGAGACUAUCUCCAAGUGUUUAGACUCCAAAAGCCCUGACUUGGUCAGUGUGUGCCUCACCAUGGUAGCAUGGAUUAGCCAUGCACUUUUUGCUUUGUCCAAUGCUGAACUCCAGUUAUCUGUGUUCUCAUCUCUCAUCCCUCCACUGAAAGAAAGCUUAAAGAAUGCACAAAUUGAGCAUCGAGUGCUUGCUUCCAUGUCCCUGCUCAAUUUCAGCAAGGUUUCAGAAUGCCAGGUCCUACUCAUGACAUUUGCAGAAGAGAUUGUGGCUCCUCUAUGUAGCCUUUCAGAGGUCACGUGGACAGCAAAACAGCUCCAUUCCAUUAUCUCAGGUGACCCCCUAUAGAGCCUGAAAGGCAAGAAAUGCCCAUCUCUUCGGUCACAGCAAGUGAAUAUACUGUACCAGUCAUCUUGUCAAUCCCAUAAAAGGAAAAGAAGAAGAAUGAACAAACAAGAAAUAUGGUAUCUUAGUUGUGUAAAUUAUGAUCGGUAUGCAUGUGUUAGGUGAGUGGUUGCAGCAUGAUCUCAAAAAUGUACUAUAUUUGAAAAUACUGUUUAUAGCCUAUGUAACUUGCUUUAUAAUAUUGUUUUUGGCACCGAAUUGCAAGGACAAUAUUCUCUUCAA